UUCAGGGUAUUUUGUUGAUAUGCUGUUCUUUCAAUGUUUUGGGGGGAAUGAAUAAAUGGUUUUUGGCUGCUGAGAAUUGCAAUUUUCCUUCUCGAAGCACUCGAAAGCUCUCCCAUUCAUGGACGGGAAAAUGUUGGUGGCAACUUGGAAGAAAUGAUGUUAGUUCUGAGGGCAACAGUGCUAGAACAUGCGAAGCAAAUCUCACAACUGAAGUCUGAAAAUGAGCAACUGUGGAAUCACAAUGAAAACCUCAGGGACGACUACAAGAAAAUGAAGUAUGACAUUGAGAACAUGAGAAAAGAGAACGAAAAUCUCAAGUCUAGCUUGCAGGAACAUCUCCGGGAAAGAGAUAAACUACAGCUUCAACUGAACGUCACGGAAGGAAGACUCCAAUAUCUGGAGGCUAUUAGUCUACAAAUAACACCCCGAACGUGUCAGACGUUGGCAGACCUGGGAGUGACACGGACAGGAGAAUACUUCGUGGAUCCUGACGGAGCGUUGAUCGGCGAUGCACCCAUCAAAGUGCUCUGUGACAUGGAGACAGGUCGGUGA
This is a messenger RNA of Darwinula stevensoni, 552 nucleotides long. The record is from the annotation of a GenBank genome assembly. NCBI's taxonomy places the organism in Eukaryota, Metazoa, Arthropoda, Ostracoda, Podocopida, Darwinulidae.